Messenger RNA from Seriola dumerili (greater amberjack), 1962 nucleotides. RefSeq names its product histone H3.3. Gene Ontology annotation, cellular component: nucleosome. NCBI's taxonomy places the organism in Eukaryota, Metazoa, Chordata, Actinopteri, Carangiformes, Carangidae. The record is from RefSeq and is a predicted model, not a curated record. Gene Ontology annotation, molecular function: DNA binding; protein heterodimerization activity; structural constituent of chromatin. The transcript is spliced from 4 exons. The coding region runs from base 135 to 545 and encodes 136 amino acids.
CCGAUGAUUGACGCGGCGGCCAUUUUCCCGCUGGACGCUGCUUCCCAUUGUGGAUACGAAGAAGAAAAUAAGAGAGAAGCGAAACAUUUCUCACGACUUCUGCUCACUUUUCCCCUAGGUGAUAUUUAGUAGCCAUGGCCCGUACCAAGCAGACUGCCCGUAAGUCCACUGGAGGCAAAGCCCCACGUAAGCAGCUGGCCACAAAGGCUGCUCGCAAGAGCGCCCCUUCCACUGGCGGUGUGAAGAAGCCCCAUCGCUACAGGCCAGGUACCGUGGCUCUGCGUGAGAUCCGUCGUUAUCAGAAAUCCACUGAGCUGCUGAUCCGCAAGCUGCCCUUCCAGCGUCUGGUGAGAGAAAUCGCCCAGGACUUCAAGACCGAUCUGCGUUUCCAAAGUGCAGCCAUCGGAGCUCUGCAGGAGGCCAGUGAGGCCUAUUUGGUGGGUCUGUUUGAGGACACCAACUUGUGCGCCAUCCACGCCAAGCGUGUCACCAUCAUGCCCAAAGACAUCCAGCUGGCACGUCGUAUCCGUGGAGAGCGUGCUUAAAUGCUCUCUCCUCCUCCUCUUUGUCUUUAAUCUUUUCACCUCCUCCUGCCCUUCCUUCACCAGUCUGUCUCUCCGUCCCUCUGCCUUCCACCUGCCCCCUUCCUUCCUCUCUUCCUGUAUUAGUAGUGUGUAGAUGAUAACUGAUUAUAUUAUGAAUAAAUAAAGUGUAUAGUCGUGUUUUUCUUAGUGCUCUCGGCAGCAGACUUCUAGGGUACUCUCUUUUUGUGCAUGUACCAACUCUUUGGUGAUGAGAUCCCCUCAAGCACACAUCUCCUAUUUUGCACUGUUUCUACUCUGACUCUGUGGAGUAAAGGAUGAUUUAUGGAUAGAAAGAGGAAAAACAAUGGACUAGAACAAUGCAAAUUUGGGAGGGACAGACAAGAGGAGAGGAUGGGUAUUGUCUGCAGGGAGUCCCUUUUCUGCAGCAAGGUGCUAGAAGAACUUACCAGUCCUCUUCUCCUGCUUCCUCUGCUCUGCCAGCCUCCACUCUGAAAUGUGCAGAAACAAGAGCAUUAGUCUCUGCUCAUGAAGGCCGAGGUUGGAAUUUCUGUCCCUGCAUGUGUCUGCAUGAGUGCUGGCUCUGAUCACCACAGCAAAUUGUAUACAAUCCAUCUGCAUCCUUAGAGAAGUUGAUUUAUGAUUAUGCUGUCAUUUGUCAUGUUAGCUUUUUUUCCCUUCAAAUUAAGUCUCAUGCACAGGGGUUUUUUUUUUUUUUUUUCACUUCAAACUGUUUGUGGAUGACAUGGAGACGGGGAUGAAUCAGAUUAAAACACUUAACAGAGAACAGAAACAAAAUAAUUUUUUUCUACUGAAAUGUGAUGCUACUGACUCGCUUUGGCACCAAAGUUUGAACCUCUUGUAGAUGCUCUUUUCCUAACUGACAAGUGUUUAACCUCACCUGUUUUUGUGGUGUUCAAAUUGGUUUCAUCUAAUUAUUUAAAGCCAAAGUUUGAGAGCUCAAGGAUGGUGUCAGAGGUACUUUUUUAACAGUGGCUGAUUUUUUAAUAAAGGACCUUUUUAUAACAAAGGUUCAUCAAGGUUUGUAAUGUUCUCUAAAACCAAAAGUUCGCAAAGUGUGAAAAACUUUUUUCUUUUUUUUUUUUCCUUUUUUUUUUAAACAACAGAAAUGAUUAAAAUGUAUUGUAAAUCAGUGUUACAUGACAAAUAAUGGUCAUGUUUCUGUAUACGUCCCCCCUCUGUGCUUCUUUUUUUUUUUUUUUUUCCUCCGGAUCAGUUGAUCAUCUGUAUACCGUUUCUCAGGUUGACUUGUCACCCUUUUAACUUAAUUUUUAUUUUUGCUCAAUUUGAUUUUCUUUUUUUUUUUUGAAAUGUUGAGGAUGAUGUUUCAAUUAAACAAUGUUUGUAAUUUCCAGAUUUGUCAUAUAAGGUGGUAAUAAAUGGAUGUUACACACACACA